AUGCAGGAAUACAUCGAUUUAGGACACAUGUCGAUCGUAGAAGAGGAACCCAUAGGAGGUUGCUAUCUUCCCCACCACGCGGUCAUUAAAUCAGCCAGUAUGACAACAAAGGUAAGGGUCGUAUUCGACGCCUCCGCGAAAAACGAUAAGAGACUUUUUCUCAACGACACCUUAUUAGUCGGACCCACAAUCCAAGACACGUUAGUAGAGCACUUGUUACGAUUCCGAACGUAUCGAUACGUAUUGACGGCGGAUAUCGAGAAAAUGUAUCGACAAAUAUGGAUUCAUCCGGACGAUCGCCAGUAUCAACGGAUAUUUUGGUUACAUAACGAACAAAUCCGCACCUUCGAACUCAAUACGGUGACAUUCGGAAUAGCCUCAGCACCUUUUCUUGCCAUACGAACCAUAAAACAACUCGCGAAGGAUGAAGGCGCAAAUCAUCCGCUCGGAGCCGAAAUAUUAAACCGGGAUCUAUACGUUGAUGAUCUCAUUACUGGAGCGGAUAACAUCGAAACCAUCGGANCUAGCACGGGCCAUUGA
Polistes dominula (European paper wasp) is the source of this 540-nucleotide messenger RNA. RefSeq lists its product as uncharacterized. Lineage: Eukaryota; Metazoa; Arthropoda; Insecta; Hymenoptera; Vespidae. The record is from RefSeq and is a predicted model, not a curated record.